Molecule: messenger RNA, 816 nt
Organism: Megalops cyprinoides (Indo-Pacific tarpon)
Lineage: Eukaryota; Metazoa; Chordata; Actinopteri; Elopiformes; Megalopidae
Exons: 3
Coding region: 1-816 (271 amino acids)
Source: RefSeq, a predicted model, not a curated record
AUGCUGAGGAAAAUUAACGCCGUUUUCCGUCCCAACAACGGGCAAAAAUGUCGGGGCGGCUUCAGGUCAGAGGACUAUCACAACGCGUGCACAGUGAAGCUGGUGCGCAGUACGUCGAUGCUUGUUGUGGGAGAACGGCGACAAAGAACGGUGGAUUCCACGCUGAAACGCAGCAAAAGUUCCGUGAACGUCGAGUCGACCACAGCACUGUACUACUACCACAGACAAGAGGACCGGAUUUGGCUGUAUUCUCAGAAUCAGGACUGCCUUAAGUAUUUGGAGGACUUGGUGGCGUUAAGAAGACAGUAUACCAACAGUGUGAACAAUUUGAAAAGCAAAGAACCGAAAGCAACGGUCUCUUCCAAAAAGAAGCCGCCACCUCCGCCGCCCCGCAACAGUCAAGCGCAGACGUCAAGAGCCAAAGGAACUGCGCCUCCGAUUCCCACCGAAGAGGACACUCUGGAGUUUUUUGAUGCUGUUAUUGCCAGUUGUGACCCGGAGCCCAAACGGAAAUCUAACGUGGACGAUGGACACGCUGACGUUGAUUUCAUUGUCGCCACCAGCACCAGCGAACACGACCUCCACUCCAAUUGGAUGCUGCGUGACCCCAGGAGGUUCUCUGCAGACCAGGCCAGGGUGACGAAACCAGACCGCGACCGUGACGACGACCGGGAUCGCGCAAAAAACAAGCGCGGCGAGAACGGAACCGGGAGCAGCAGGAAGCAGCUGCAGAGGAACCCCAUCCACUUACCCAAAGUGGUGGAGAGCGCCUUUCAGACUCUGCGCUUCAAACCCAAACUGAGAAAGAAGGACUAA